AUGGCUUCCCGUGGAAAGUCAGAAACUGGCAAACUGAGACAGAAUAUGGAGGAGCAACUAGACAGACUGAUGCAGCAGCUGCAGGAUCUGGAGGAAUGCAGGGAAGAGCUUGAAGAAGACGAAUAUGAAGAGACAAAGAAGGAAACAUUGGAGCAGCUGAGUGAGUUCAAUGACUCGCUGAAGAAGAUCAUGACAGGAGACAUGACUCUUGUGGAUGAACUCAGCGGCAUGCAGCUGGCCAUACAGGCUGCCAUUAGUCAAGCAUUCAAAACUCCGGAGGUGAUCCGACUUUUUGCUAAGAAGCAGCCAGGACAGCUUAGAACCAGAUUGGCAGAGAUGGACCGUGACGUCAUGGUGGGGAAGCUGUCUCGGGGCGAUUACACUCAGCAGAAAAUGGAGGUGCUCACAGCACUAAGGAAGCUGGGGGAGAAGCUCACAAGCCAGGAUGAGACUUUCCUUGUCGAAAACGCCACAGCUACUCUGAACCAGUUUGAAAAAGUGACAACGGGAUCUGAAGAUAAAAUACUGGCAUUAGCAAGUUCUGGCGUUAAAACUAAAGCAUAG
Nerophis lumbriciformis (worm pipefish) is the source of this 564-nucleotide messenger RNA. The record is from RefSeq and is a predicted model, not a curated record. NCBI's taxonomy places the organism in Eukaryota, Metazoa, Chordata, Actinopteri, Syngnathiformes, Syngnathidae.